This is a messenger RNA of Aspergillus tubingensis, 2481 nucleotides long. Its product is annotated as phosphoribosylaminoimidazole-succinocarboxamide synthase. The transcript is spliced from 2 exons. The record is from RefSeq and is a predicted model, not a curated record. NCBI's taxonomy places the organism in Eukaryota, Fungi, Ascomycota, Eurotiomycetes, Eurotiales, Aspergillaceae. The coding region runs from base 1 to 2481 and encodes 826 amino acids.
AUGCUCGCUCCGGGCUCUGGGAAUGUGAGUCUCAGAACUGUCAGUUCUAGUAGACCACAAUUAAUGCACACCCAGUCUCAACAGUCGAUCGCCGCCUCCGACGACUACUACUCCUUCUCAAGCCCUUCUUCAAGUGCAAGAUCCCGAGCAAGCGGCAGUCGACUCACCGUGGCGCGGUAUGCGACACCAAACUCUCAUCCUCCGUCUCGAACACCGUCUCCUAGCAUCUCUCGAACGAAUCUAGCCCCGCAGCCCGCUGGUGCACGAUCGGAGCAUUCUUUGAACGUCCCGAGCGAGAACAGGAAUUUUGUUACACCCCCUUCUCAGACCAUACGUGCAGUCGAAGAGGAAGACCCCGAGCCCAGCCCCAUGUCAGAUACCACGAGUCGCCGGGAGCCCAGUGACAGCUAUGCGGGGCGGCCGCCUACUCCUGGGGUGGAUGACUCGCCAUACAUUCAUUUCGCCAUCAGUCAACUUACGCGUGACGAGGAAGUUGCUGGGCCCAGACGGCGAAGUUCGCUCGCUAGCAAUGACAGUCCUCUCGAGCCACUGCUCUGGGACGAAGGAUUGGGCUGCUUCAUUCGCUCGCCUGGCCAACCGGCGACACCACCAGCACGGCCACCGCAACAAUCAUCCGACUCUAUUGGGAGGGUACCUCAAAGCUCGGUAGAUCCAGAAUCGUUUGUCGCCGUUGAACCCCCGCAUGACAGUCUAUUGUACCCGCCAUUGGACUAUGUGCCUACAGCCUUGCGGUCAUGGGCACUGGCUGCCAUAAUCAUCUGUUGCCUGCUAAUGAUUGCUGGAAUAAGCUUCUGCAAUGUAUGGUCGCGGCGGCAUGAUGGUCUCUGGGACUAUACUGGACUAGGCGGCUCGCAUUACUUUGUGAUGCAAUUCCUCCCCCAAAUUUUGGGGAUGGUCAUCACUAUCUGGACGUUUGUGAUCCAAGCGGCAGUGUAUAGAAUCAUGCCGUUUGCCAUCAUGGCUUCAGAGCGGCCGCUUGGUCAUGUCCUCCAGAGCCUGCCUAUCUUAUCACGGAACUUCCUGAUACCGGACUUCUCCUACUUCCGGCAUGGCGAGGGAAUAGUUGGUUUCACUUUGUUCACCAUGUGGCUGUCAAAUUUGAUCACUCUACCACUGUUGAGUUGCCUCUUCCAGGCUAAGUGGUACUUGAUCGAUGGACAGGGGACGUGGCGGUGGGCCUCAGUUUCGGCGGUUGGCUGGACCCUCGUGGCCAUUUAUGCGUUGUUGACCAUUGGCCUGCUCCUGCUCAUGUUUCGUUUUGUACGCACAUGGUCGGGAUUGAUGUGGGACCCUGUGAGUUUGGCCGAUCUGAUUUCAAUUAUCCAACGAUCGAACAUUUUGCACGACUUCGAACAAUCGGAGACGCUACCUGAUGUAGGCGAAUCACUCGACCCACGAUUCCUACGAUUGGGUUACUGGAAACUAUCAAACCGUGCGGAUAUAUUCUACGGAAUCGGCGAGGUAGAUGCACCAGUUCGGACACCUUCAUUGCACCGCAAGGAGAAGAAUCUUCAAAUGCAGUCGCACGGCCUGUCAAGGGUAUCAUUCGACGUUGAGCAGCAUGGACUGGCAGAGAAGGAAGAGUACUACCAGCAUCUGUAUUCGCCAGCUAUUCGCUAUCGCUGGAUCCCAUGGUUCCUUCGCGAUGGCUUCGUCGUUCUCUGGACGAUGAUUAUUUGCGUUUUGUUUAUUGCAUUCGUGUUGGUCAGCUUCAUCCACAAUGCGGUCAAAGACGGAUUCCCUCCACGUUUGCCAACCCUGCCGUCUACUGGUGCAUUUUCCUCUUCCAACUUCUGCUACAGUUUUGUUCCGGCCUUCAUUGGAAAUGUCCUCUUCUUGGCAUGGCAGCCAAUCGAUGUCUAUUUCCGUGCGCUGCAGCCGUUUGCUGCUCUAGCUUCUCCGACCGGUGCUCGAGCAGAGCAUAGUCUCUUAUUGUCUUACACCUCCUGCUUUCCCUUUCAGGUGACACUCGCCGCAAUUCUGAACAAGCACUAUAAGGUGGCCUGGAUUUCAUUCGUGAGCACGAUGUCCGCGGCAAUCCCUAUCCUGGCCGGUGGGAUGUUUAUCGCCCUGUACCACCCGUCUGAUGGGACGAUCUUGAUCUCUGCUCUGAUGCCUGCGUUCUAUGCCAUCGUGGCAUUCUGUGCACUCUACAUGGUGUCUUUCCUGUGCAUAUGGCCCCGCCGCUGCCGCCGCUUGCCACAUGACAUUAGCACUCUGGCCGAUCAGAUGAGCUUUUUGUACCAAAGCCCAUUGCUAGCAGACAAGAUCCUGCGCGAGCCUAGGAGCAAGGCGGAUCUGGUCACCCGACUGGUCGUUGCCCCUCCUGGCGACCGAGAACAUUCCAUGUACGGCUUUGGAAUCUAUGUGGGUCGGGAUGGCAAGGAACAUCUCGGAAUCGAUCGUUUCGACCGUCCUGGUCGGGCCGAUAUGUUAAUCACAACCGGCUAUUCGCGAUAG